AGGAUCUCGUCGUUCUUCGCGCCUCCUCUCAGACAUGUCGAAUCAGCCGAGUUUCGCGGUCACUGAAAAUCCCGAUCUCGGCGAGCCGUUUGUACGCGAAUUAUUCGCGGAUUUUCGCAAACUGUUUUCCGGACCUUUUUCGGCGCUUUUUGCCUCUGAACGACCAUCUCGAAGGUUAAAACACUUAGUUUGAAGAGGGAAGAAGGAAACUGUGACGCGAUUUGUUCUGCGAAUUUUUCGGCGCGGUUCAGUGCAUCGAAUCUUCGACGGUUGUUUCGAAAAGAAAAAAAGAAUGAAGAGACUCGCGUUGAGUCGAGAACUGUGAAAGAGGGAACUGUGACGUUUGUUGUUGUUGAUGUUUGAACAUUUCUCUGCAAAGUUCAGUGCCUCGAAUCGUCGACGAUUGUUUCGAAAAAAAAAAAAAAAAGGAAAGACUCGUACUGAGUCGUGACAUUUGUUCAUCCAGUCGAUCAGCUUUCAGCGACCAACUUUCGCCGAGGUUUGUCCGAACGUUUCAGCGUGUUUGAAUCACCGACGGUCCACGUCCGCCAAGGUAGAAGUAGGUUGGCCAACCCCGAGGCUGUAGGCCAGCUACGAGUUUCGUCCAGGGAACGCCGAUCGUUAGAGAAAAUCGUCGUGUCGAACGAGUGAGAGAGAUCGAUGAGAGAUGACUCGUCCGUUCGUUUCUCAAUAAACAACAGUCACUCUCUGAACGAAUGGAACGAAUCUAUCGCGAAAGUAACGGCCGCAGGCACAGGAAAUCGCGAGGUGGGAGCGCGUGAAACAGAAAGGUACGAUCGGAGAGAAGAAUCAGAGAGAAAACGGAAAUUCUUUCGACUCGAGUGGAGCGUGCGUUGAGAAAGUGUCCUGAAAGGAGACGGUAGGUGAAAGAAAAUUGAUGGGAGAAGAUGAAUGAUUCGCUCCAACUUGUGUGUAAGGUGCAAACAGAAGAAAGAUAAGAAGAAACGAGAGAAGAGACAGAGAAGUGGAGUAGAAGAAUGAGUAGAAGAACCAUGCCGUCGGUUGGCCUAAAUUCCUGCGAAAGAAUACGACCGGAAAGACCUAGGAAUCCUAUCCAGAAGCUCGUAUGGAGUCCUGGCUCUCAGUUUCAAGUUGGACAAGUCGGCUUGCUCGAGGACGAGGGCUCGAAUCCGCGAAUGGCUCUGAGAAGGCUGCUUAGACUGUACGAGGGAAGACAAUACAGAGAGGCGGCUGCUUUCCUCGUCAAGCUGCCGCGCUACACCUUGAAGGCGACCCUGCCGGACAUUCCGCUGGACCUGUUGAUCGAAACGCUUCCGCACAGUCUGUCGCUGCUCGAGGCGCUCUACACCCGGCUGCUCGAGCUGAAUGUAAACGACGCGAAGGUACUAAGGAUGGAGCACGUCCUCUGGAAGGUCGUCCACCUGAUCUCGAUCAGCCAAGACCACUUCCGCCUGAGGAUCUGGUGCAAGCUGCUGGCCUCGCUGGACAAGCUGGCGCCGAACGCGAGGGGCAUGCUGGCCGCGAGGAAACGAGCCUUGGAGAGAGCCGUGGAGGGUUUGGGCAAACACGGGCUGGUCGCCAGCAAUAUGGAGAACGGCGGGGCGUCGAAUUUGCUGCCUCUGCCGGUCGCGCUGCGGGAACAGCUGGAGAACAGAAUCGAGGCGUACAAGCUGGCCGUGCACAAGAUCGAGAGCUUCGGGAAACACGCGAGGACUCACAGAGCGGACCAGGGUGUACAGGCGGCGUCCCAUCAGCGGCAACUUUCGCUCAAGUACAGCGAGAUUCAGCAAAGGCUGAUCGAUAAUCAAAGUCUGUUGAACACGUUGGAGAAAGCCGGCGACCCAAGUAGCUUAGAAAGUCUGUUAUCCGAGUUGAAGCGGAGGGUCGAACAGGACAAGGAAGCUCUCAGACAAUGGACAGCACUGAGGAAAUCCAGCUUCGCCGGAAAUACGAAAAAUCCGCCGUUGGCUGCCAGAUUGCUGCAAUUCUCCAGAGGUUGCGAACUGACGCUCCAAUUGAUGAACCAGGACAAUCCACGCGUAUUCGAGCCGGGUGAAAAUCUGGCGGACGACUACGAGGAGGAAUCCAGCAGCAGCGCUGGAUAUCACACGGACGAGAGCUGCAGCCCGACGCCGGAACCGUCGGUCAGAAACCGCUGCACGAUCCUCCGGCUGGCAGAGAAUUUUUCAUGUUUAACAUCCGGCGACGUGACCGCGGAACGACUGGCCGAAAGAUACGCGGCGCUCUACGACCAGGCGCAUUUGCAUACCCUGGAUGCCUUGGACGCCAUGCAACCGCUGAAGGACGCCCACGACUUGAAAGCCAAGAUACUCUAUUCGGUGGUCGUGCUCUCCUGGCGGCUGGCCGGCAUGAUCCAGACGUCGAGGUAUCUGGAGGCGAUGAAAAUUCUGAACGGUACCGCGGCGACGAUGCAGGCAACGCCGGAGCUGGAGGAAUGCGUGAAGCGGCAGUUGGCGACUUCCGGCGCGCGGACCGGUUCCCGCGAGGUCGCGGAACAAGUGGUGAACCAGCUGGAAAGAACGCUGUACGACUUUCCGUGUCUGCGGGGAUGCGCGGAGGUGAAGAGCUACGCCGGUGCCUGUUCCAGUUUGGCAUGGGCCUGUUUGGCCCGUGUCACGCCCUUGGUCCUCGAUGUGGCCCAAGCGUUGGAAUUCAGGCGAGAUAUUCACCUGAGGCAUCACGCCUCUCCGGACCCGAACGGUACCAGAAUUAAGACAGUACUGUGGCCGGGUUUGAGGGAAGGCUGCCAGGGACCUUGCCUUCGCAAAGCGGUCGUCCUCACCUUUUAAGGGAGCAGGACAGUUUAACUGGGCCUAAAAAUUAUAAUUUGGAGGGCAAAGUAAAGCAAAAGUACAUAUUUGUUUAUUUUAACAUAUUAUGAACCAUAAGAGGCAACAUUGAAAGAGAAACAAAAGAAAUGCUCUUGUUUAGCAUAACUUUUACAUAACAUUUUCUUACAUUGCCUAAAAAAAAGCAACAAAAAAGGGCAAAAAAAGUUCAAACGUAAGCAACAUUCUCUAGGGAUUGACGAU
Frieseomelitta varia is the source of this 3035-nucleotide messenger RNA. RefSeq lists its product as uncharacterized. NCBI's taxonomy places the organism in Eukaryota, Metazoa, Arthropoda, Insecta, Hymenoptera, Apidae. The transcript has 6 exons. Gene Ontology annotation, cellular component: mitochondrial outer membrane. The record is from RefSeq and is a predicted model, not a curated record. The coding region runs from base 999 to 2792 and encodes 597 amino acids. Gene Ontology annotation, biological process: mitophagy by internal vacuole formation; mitochondrial protein catabolic process.